Molecule: messenger RNA, 846 nt
Organism: Lucilia cuprina (Australian sheep blowfly)
Lineage: Eukaryota; Metazoa; Arthropoda; Insecta; Diptera; Calliphoridae
Exons: 4
Coding region: 125-691 (188 amino acids)
Source: RefSeq, a predicted model, not a curated record
UUUAGUUGUUAAACAACGCGACGCGAGUGUUUUUUAUUAAGUGUUUUCGGUCGAUUGUUUUAAUUUGUACAUUUUUUUUUUUUUUUGGUUUUAAGAAAAAUAUAUUAAUAUAAAAUAACAAAAAAUGAAAUGCUGGAGUCGUUCUACACUUGGUGUCAUUAUUGGCAUUCUAAAUAUUUUAAUUUAUUUGAUUGUUUCCAUUGCUAUGAUCGGUCUACUUCAGAGUCUUAAAUCUCAUCUUGAUGCAACAGUUCCCGAGCACAAAACAGAAACUGCCAAAAUGAGCACAAUCAUCUUAAGCACUGUCCUGGCUGUAUGCUUAGCUAUGAUCAUUGUCAGUGGUAUUCUUAUAAUGGGCAUUGUAAAGAGACAUCACAAAUUUAUGGUGCCUUGGCUGGUGUUAAGUUCUCUGGGUUUUGUUUGCGACUGUGGCAGGGUCAUAAUAACUUUGAUAAUGAAUUUUAUUAACGACAACGAUCCCUUACAUAUUUUAAUGGUUUUCGUUUUGGGUGUUCUAAUGUGUGCCCUAGAAGCUUUAAUUUUAUGGCCGAUUUAUACAUUAUGGCAUGAUAUACAUCAUGAAAAUAAAGUAAAACCCGGUCAUAUUGUUGGUGGUGUACAUUAUGAAAAUGAUGCAGCUAGUACACCGCUUCAAUAUAACGUUUAUACUUCUACACCUCAGAAAUCUUAAGCGGCGAAAUUUACUUUUGUUUUUCAUUCAUUAUACUUUUAUCUAGUUUAUACCAAAAAUAUUUUUUAUAUAUUUAUAUUAAAUUAUUUUUUUUAUAUAUAUAGUUACUUUUUUAUAAAAACAAACAUCACAUAUAUGCGAAAUAAACGAAAAUU